Molecule: messenger RNA, 3525 nt
Organism: Phytomonas sp. EM1
Lineage: Eukaryota; Euglenozoa; Kinetoplastea; Trypanosomatida; Trypanosomatidae
Source: the annotation of a GenBank genome assembly
AUGCCUCAUAGUCCGCAUCUCACACCGCUACAACCUCAUCCAAGGGAGGACCCUGACGUGAGUGGGGAAACCCCGCUGCCGCAGCGGGGUCCUUCCACGACGGGUUUCUUUUUUCCUCCACGUGGCAACGACCACGAGGCUGAGCCUUUUAACGAGGGGGAGGAUGGAAAAGAAAGGGUGAAUGGGGGGGAUGCGGCCCUCCGCGGGGCCUUUCAUUUGGAGGGAGAGGCACGGUUGGGAUCAGGGAAUGCACCGAUGCACAACGGGGCCGUGGAAUCUCCCACAUUAGGGGGGGUUUGGAAAUCGGACGAGAUGGGGGUGUUUUCCGCGCCACCCCCGUCUUCCAUGGAUCCCAUGUUUUACGGGGAUCUUGAUAUGGAGGACGAUGAGGGGGAGGCCGCGCCGGAUCCGAUGGGGGCCUCCAUUAUGGCCGCUAUGCUAAACCAUCUUCAUCACGGAAAACCUGAUGCCCACGCUCGUCCUCGCGUCCCUACACGCGCUGUGUUUGAGGUGGGUGAAAAACGAUCUCGUGAUGAGGCGACUUCAUUCCAGAAGCUUUGCGAUGAAGAAACAGGACCCGUGGGCGAGGUGGAAGCCCGAAACGAUGCUCUUCUUGAAAAGGGAUCAAACGUAACCCGUCGGAUUCACCCCACACGCGGCGUGUGUGAUUAUCCGUCGUCGGACUUGCCUAGCUUUAUGAUGGUGGGGGAUUCAGGGGUAACCUGUUGGGUGACUGCCCCUGGGUUGGAAAAGACCUCUCCCCAUCACCGUGUUCGUCGAAAGCGGAGGGGUUUUGAGGCUUUGGCGCGCAACGAGGAGGAUAACGGGGAUAGUUCCUGUGUGAGUGAGGACGAAGAGGCAUCGUCGACGAUCACUACCACCACGGAUGAGGGUGAGGAGGCCCUGAGUGAGAUCAUGAGUCGACGGCGAACACCAUCACUCGGGCUUUUCGGUGGCUCCACCCUUCCUUCCGAGGUUCUUCGUCAGCUGAACGCAUCGAAGGCGGUGGAGGAGGAGGAUCCACCGGUGGCGGCGUCGUUUGCGUGGGAGGGCAAACCGCUCCGCGCGCAUGGUGAGUUGUGGGUGAUGAAACACGCCCCCCGGCACUUUCGCGAGGUCCUCAGCGAUGAAACGAUCAACCUCCGUCUGCUGCGGUGGCUCAAAGGGUGGGAUUCGUUCGUCUUUCAGGGUGAGCUCGAAGGGGGAGGGGGGGGGGAAGGCCCGUCGUCGGAGGGCGCCCCCACGCGCGAUUUUGAGCGGAAACCAACGCCGCCGGUGGAUCGUCUUGCGGUGCUCGUCGGCCCCCCUGGGGUGGGGAAAACCACCCUUGCGCACAUUUUAGCCUCCCAUUGCGGUUACGAAGUCGUGGAGGUAAACGCGAGUAUGGAGCGGACCUACGCGCAGUUGGAGGCGCUCAUUCGGAUGGCAGUUUCCGCCUCCGGGGCGGCCUCGACGCGUCUUUCACGGCGACGCUCUGUGGUGGGGGAAGGCGGCAACCCCGCCAUCCUCGGCUCCAUUCCUCCUUCCAUCUCGUUGAUGGAUCAGCUUCUGAAGCCGAAAUGUCUCAUUAUUGACGAGAUGGAUGGGAUGGCGACGAGUGUGGCGCAGUUGCUGCUGAAUUUGGAUAUUCGCCGCCCCGUUUUUUGUCUUUGCAACGAUUUCUACGUGGCGUCGCUACGGCCGCUGCGAAAGCGCUGUGCGAAUGUCUUUUUCGUUCCCCCGAUCGCCCCUCAGCGGCUGCUCUCGCGAUUAUCGGAGAUCGCGUUAAAGGAGGACCUCGCGAUUGAUCAGAGCGUCCUCGCCGAGAUCGCGCGCGCGAGCAACGGCGACGUGCGCAGCUGCCUGAACACGAUGCAGCUGCUAAAGUGCAUGCCCCCUCCUACGGCUGCUGCGGCCCCGGCGCGGAUUUCCACCCUGGAGCGGGUUCACCAAAUUCAAGGAAAAGACGCCCAAGUCGAUGUGUGGGAAGGGUGGAAGCGGGUUUUUAACAAAGUGGACCGCACCCGGGCGAUUCAGCAGCUCAAAGAGUACGGCAUCGACUACGCGGCCCUCCUGACGGCUGCGGCGACGAGCCGCCAGGAGGGGAUCGCGACGCGCCGCAAACGGAACCGCGAGGGCUUUUCAAACCCCCCUCUCAAUGGCCUUUCCAACGCGGAGGAUGGGGAAACCCCCACUCCCACCAUGGCGGCGUCGCCGUCGUGUCGUUUUGAUCCCGGCUAUAUCCACCUCGCCUGUUUUCUCCGCCAGCGCGCCGGUGGGUUGUUCGGCGGCCGCACCUUCCUCGACGGCCUGCAGGAUAAUUUCCUCAGCCACCCCUACGGCGACUACGCCCUCGCCCACACCACCGCCGUCGCGGAGGCCUUCGCCACGCAGAACGUCUUGAGCGCGCGGGCGUUCGCGCAUAACAGCCCAGGGGGGAUCGACUUCGCCGCGCGGUUCGAGCUCGUAACGGCGCUUUGUUGCCACUUCCACUGCGGAGGGGGAAGAGGGGGAGGGGGAGGGUGGCCGCGUUAUCCCCGCGAGCAGGCGCAGGCGCAGCAGCUCUGGAGCGCCUCCCGGAGCGCCCUUCAGGCGUUUCGCGAGGGUUGCUCGUCGUUGGAGGUGGCGACGCACCUUUGGUCGACGGAGCCGCUCGCCGCGGAGGUCUGCCCGCUGCUCUUGCGCAGUCUUUUCGAUCGUCGUCUUCGUUUAUCGUCUUAUCCGAUGGCGGAUUUCAGUACCCUUCCGGCGGUGGAUCAGCGGUAUUUACAGGCGGCGGUAGAGCGGCAUGGGGUGUACGGCUUGAGCUAUCGAAAGCAAUCGCAGCCGCAUUUCUUCUUGGAGACGGGGCCGUUUGGGAAUCGCACGGGAUUCGCUUCAUCGAUGACGAAUGAUGAACCCCACUCGUCGCCGGGCUCCGGAGGAGGAGAAGGGGGAGGGGAGGGGAUGCUUCCUGAGGAGACGUGGUGCUUGACGCCUUCCAUUGAUCACGUCGGCGGGAUUCGUCGGCAUUUUAUUCCUGACCGCAGGCGGGCAAGGGUCCUCAUCGGGAAUCCCGCAGCCUCCACGACGGCCCCCACGACGUUUUCCACCCCAUCUAACACGGCCGAGGCGCGCGCAUCGCUGCCCUUUUUCAUGACGAUGAAGGAUGAGCUCAAACAGAUGAUCGUGGGCGCGAUUCAGCGCCAUGCGAUCGUCGUAAAGGCAAAAGGGCAUUUUCCAUCCCCACCUUCGUCCUCACUGAGAAGGGGGGCAGCUCAGCCAGUGGGGGUGGGGAAAGUCGCGAUCCCCCCUCGCGCGAAGCCUGUCGAGGAGCCCUCCCCUCCCCCCUCUCCUGUGAACAGCGCGGUGAAGGCGUCGAUCCCUGGCGGGAAACGCGAUUUCUUCGGUCGGAUCGUCGGCUCCGGCAGUACGAAAGGGGCCUCAAAAGGUCCGCUCGCCACCCCCUCUCCCCGCUCCGUUCCGCAGAAGCCUCCGGUACGCUACGUCUAUCACGACGGCUCCACCAACGCUGUGAAGUUUCCCGCCACUAUUCACGAUUUCUAG